GGGGGUGGGGAGGCCAUCGGCAGAAGCCAAAGGAUGGGCGCUUGAGCUGCUGGCAUCGGUGGCCCACCGGUUCUCUUCCUCUGCGGGGACUGCCCUUUGCUCUGCCAGCAGAUGCCAUCUCUGCACAUCCCCUAAAGGAGAGCCUGGCACCUCAGCACGCGGGUCAGUGCCUUCUGGCUGGAGGGAAGUUGGUGAGAUGCGGGUUGUCCUCCUUUAGCAACCGCGAUUGCUGUUGUUUAAGCGAAGCGGUUGUUAAGGGGUAACCGCAAUGGUGCUUAUGAUCAGCUUUUCUUUGUUUUACAGACUUACGAUGGGCGUAGAUACAAAGAUUUGUUGCGAAGUUACUUUUUCCUUCCUGUCAUAACUGCAAAUGUUCAUUGUGCGAGGCAGUCGUUAAAUGAGGGCUGCUUCUAUAAGCCUGGGGGAAGUCUGGCUUGGACUGCAUGGUGGAGGAAACCUCCCUGUGAUGGGCCUGAGCACCCCUCUCGACUCCUUCAGGACCUAGAAUGGGUGCCCCCACUCAGCAAGGGUUGGCGUUGCUUCAUCCCACAAGAUGUUUAGCCAUAUUGCGGCUCUUUUGGGUCUGUGUGUGAAUCCAGCCAGUUGUGGCUUAAUAAACCGUACUGAAACAGACCGUGGUCUAGCAUGAUGAGUGGAAGGCCUCCUUUGGCCUUGCUACCCUGCAAAGCCCCUGGCAGCCAGCCUGCCAGAUGUUCUUGGCACCUUGUCUGGUGCCCAGGGUUCUGCUGCCCAGCCUACCAAGGUGCCCCACAAAUGAGCUGGUCUCAGAAGGGAAGAAGAGGGGUUCCUGCCCUGCGUUCUAGAAGGGGCAACUCUGAUCCUGACUCUUGGGGGGGAAGGGGACAUACAGCCUAGUGAAAAGAAGGGAGCAAUUCUGGAGGGACACACACCACAUAGGACCCUUUGGGCCUUUUGUUCGGGAGUGUUUUGGCCCCCUCCCAAGGGCCGGGGCAGCUUGGCCAGGCAGGCCCUGCUUCAGGGUUGACACUUUCCCCGGGCCCAUGGGAAGGCGACCAACCUUAAAAUGGUGGGCAAGGAUACGGGAAACCUGUUGGACCCCAAGGAAGCUCAGCUAAACGAGGGGGGGGAGGAGGUAGGAAAGGACUUUUUGAUGCUGUGCAGGAUUAAUCUUCUGCUGUGCAGGAAAGGUACUCGGGCGGUGUCCAGAAGGAAGGGGCUGCUGACCGACCCCCCAUGAGUGGAGGAAGCCAAUUGCCCCUUAUCUGCAUCUGCAGCCCCCCCCUCCCAGCGACCAAGGGGGACUCCAAAGGCUGCAUGAGCUGAUGCAGUCAGAUUUGUGGCACAGUCGUCCCCCUCCCUCCAUCAACCGGGUUGGCGCUGGGAGAUCUUUUUGCCCGUCAGCAGUUCUUUGCCAGGUCGUCUGGAGGUUCUGUGUGCCCCCGGCAUGCCAGAACUGAAUGCCAGUCUCUGUCGUGUGUGUAGGCAGCAGGAGGCAGAGAGUUGGGAAGGGCGGGCUGAUAGACCAAUGAUCUUUGUCAGUUUAUUUGGAUGAGGAGGUGGGGCACAGGCAAUAGCUGCCUAGCAGGACAAGCAGUGCUGCUAGUCCCUGGUGGGGCUCAGGGCCUGGCUGGUCUGGUGGGCACCUCCCUGGCCUAGUGAGCUUGGGGGAAGAAGCAGCCCCUUUGCCUGACGGGCUCUGCCACAUUCUCCUAGGAGCUCCGGUUGCCCCCCACGCUUCAGGAUGCAACCCAGGCACCUCCUGCCAGCCGCUGCAGCCCUCGUCCUGCCAGUCUGCCUGUUAUGGGAGCUGCCUGCUGCGAAGGGCUACAUCCACGCGGUGUCGGACCACAAUACCAGCAUGGAGUUCCCUGACCUGCCAGCCAUUUUCGGGUACCCGCUGCCCCGGGAAGGACUCAUGGGUCUUCUAAUGGAAGCCAGGCCAGCCAGCGCCUGCCUGCCCCUCCAGGCGCCUCCGUCCAACAGCAGCGUCUUCAUCGCCCUCGUCCGGCGGUUCAACUGCAGCUUUGACGUUAAGGUCUACCACGCUCAGCAGGCUGGCUUCCUGGGCGUCAUUGUCUACAACGUUGGCUCGGAUGAACUGCUGAACAUGGUUUGGGAGGACGACCAGCUGCGCAGGCUCAUCACCGUACCUUCCGUCUUCACGGGCGAAACGGCAGCCACCUACCUGCGGAGCCUCUUCACCUAUGAGAGAGGGGGCCAUGUCGUCCUGAUCCCCGAGUACAUUUUCCCGCUGGGCUACUACCUCAUCCCUUUCACAGGCGUGGUGGGCGUGGUGAUUGCCGUGAUGUGCACUAUCUUGAUUGUUCGGUGUAUCCAACAUCGGAAGAGGAUGCGGAAGGACCGGCUGUCCAAGGAGCAGCUGAAGAAGAUCCCCCUGCACAAGUACAAGAAAGGGGACGAGUAUGAUGUCUGCGCCAUCUGCCUAGAAGAGUACGAAGAUGGGGACCGGCUGCGAAUCCUGCCGUGCUCCCACGCCUACCACUGCAAGUGUGUGGAUCCGUGGCUGACCCAAACCAAGAAGACCUGCCCGGUUUGCAAGCAGCGGGUCAUCCGGUCCCCGGAGGACUCAGACUCUGAAGGGGAAGAGGGCAGCGAUCCGGCCUUGCCUGCCCAGAGUGAGGCGGGGCCAUUGGACUUGGGGCACGAGGAGGAAGAGGACGAUGAUUCGGAGCGCACCCCCUUGUUACGCCCCUCACCCAGUACAGCCAUGCCCCCCCCCUGCUUUGGCAGCAUGGCCCAGUCAGGCACCUCCAGCCCCCAGGGGCUCCUGGCUGUGGGCGGAGAGGAGGUGCCGCCCAGCCCUCCCCCACAGAGCCAGCUGCUGGUCUAGGCCACUGCCUCAGCCGGAGCAGUUUGUCGCCCGGCCUCCUGGGGCAGGCAAGCCCACUCCUCAGUGCAGGUGGGAAAGGCUGCCGAAGAGGCCUUUGGCACACACUCCGGCUGGCUUCCAGGAUUUGUAACUUUGCAGUGCAAGGUCCUACUUCUUGCGCGCGCGCGCGCACACACACACACACCCUUUGUGUGGUGUUGAAGAUGGUGGUCUUGACACAGAAGCAGCAGUGGGCGGGCGGGCCCUCCCUCCUCUCUUCCAGCCACUGCUGAGCCUGGCAGGACGCUUGACAAGCACUCUGGGUGCCAGAUGCCCCUUUGGGCUGCUCCCCAGCCCUCCUCCCUCCAGCAAUUCUUGGAGGGGAGGGAGACACAAUCCAGGCCGCCUCCUGCAUUUCUGGGUGCACUGCCAAGCAGGAGGGCCUGGAGCAGCUUCCUAAGAGCCUGGGGGAGAGGGCCCUGAUCCUACCCUUCUUGCUGCGCAGGCCUAGCUUCCUCUAUGCUUCCUUGGCUGGACCACUUAUGUACCAACCGAACCCCUUCUCCCCCAGGGAGCAGCCCUUCAGAAAAAGGGCCCCGGACCAAAUCUCCCCGCCAUGCUGCUGCCACUCAGGUUGCUGCUACCUGUGUGGUGGUGUUACUUUUAGCAACUUCCAGCUGAUUGGGCAGGUCCUGCCAAUGGGCAGUGGUGGGAGGGGGGCCCACAGCCAGGGCAAAGGGAAGAUAGAAGGAGCAGGCAGCCCUCUAGUCAGUCAAUAAAAAUACAAUUUACGUUC
Molecule: messenger RNA, 3608 nt
Organism: Ahaetulla prasina
Lineage: Eukaryota; Metazoa; Chordata; Lepidosauria; Squamata; Colubridae
Gene: RNF167
Product: ring finger protein 167
Exons: 9
Coding region: 1724-2833 (369 amino acids)
Biological process (GO): protein ubiquitination; positive regulation of DNA-templated transcription; ubiquitin-dependent protein catabolic process
Cellular component (GO): cytoplasm; nucleoplasm
Molecular function (GO): ubiquitin protein ligase activity
Source: RefSeq, a predicted model, not a curated record